AUGAUAUUUAAGUACUUGUGUACAAAAAUAUCAUCCCAUUAUUGCCAUCGACUUACAGGUUUCCAAGCUGAUGUGCAGAAAUCUUCUGAAAAAGCUGACCUAGCACUGAGGACAGUACCAAGCAUUGAACAAGAAAUCGAAAAUGCCGAGCAAUUGAUAAGACAAGCAGGAGAGGCUUUAAUGGGUGCUAAUAAAAAUGCGCUCGAGGCAAAAACCAACGCACAGCAGGCACAAGAGAAGUAUGCCGAGCAGGCUUCAAAGACAUUUUGCAAUUUUCUCUUCAGGAU
This is a messenger RNA of Rhagoletis pomonella (apple maggot), 287 nucleotides long. Its product is annotated as laminin subunit gamma-1-like. The transcript is spliced from 4 exons. The record is from RefSeq and is a predicted model, not a curated record. NCBI's taxonomy places the organism in Eukaryota, Metazoa, Arthropoda, Insecta, Diptera, Tephritidae. The annotation marks the transcript as partial.